AUGGAGCAGCUACUAACGAGUGAACAGCGGGAGGUGCUUAUAGCGUUUCCACCCUCCCUCCCUCCCUCCCUCCCUCCCUCCCUCCCUCCCUCCCUCCCUCCCUCCCUCCCUCCCUCCCUCCCUCCCUCCCUCCCUCCCUCCCUCCCUUCCUCCCUUCCCUCCCUCCCUCCCUCCCUCCCUCCCUCCCUCCCUCCCUCCCUCCCUCCCUCCCUCCCUCCCUCCCUCCCUCCCUCCCUCCCUUCCUCCCUUCCCUCCCUCCCUCCCUCCCUCCCUCCCUCCCUCCCUCCCUCCCUCCCUCCCUCCCUCCCUCCCUCCCUCCCUCCCUCCCUCCCUCCCUCCCUCCCUCCCUCAAUCCCUCCCUCCCUCCCUCCCUCCUCUCUCCUCUCUCUCACCCGUCUGCCUCGCAUGGACACCUCACCUGACUCUCAAUGUGCUCUCCCUGUCUAUCUAGCAUACCUCCCUGCCUCUUCCACAUUCGCAGGUUCAGAGCUGGCAUUCAACUGGGCGUUGAGGAAUUACUGCAAGGCCCAGGAUCAUGUGCGCCUUAUCCAUGUGCGCAAAUCAUUCGACGACAUGGCAGGCAAGCUUCCAGCAGACGCCAUAGCAACGCUGGAGGCACAGGCGGAGGCAGCUGCGCGCGCCAUAGUGGAGAAGUACAUGAAGAAAUGCGCUGUGGCGGAUCUGGACUGUGAUUGGAAGAUAGCGGUGGGGGACGAGCGAGAGGUGAUCUGUAGAGAAGUGAUGCGCGUGUGUGCGGACGUGCUGAUCGUCGGAACGAGGGGGCUGUCUCCAGUCAAGAAGGCCCUUCUUGGUUCAGUCAGCGAGUACUGUGCGCACCACAGUGCCUGCCCGGUGAUCAUAGUCAAGGCAAAGGAGCCCAAGCCCAAUGCCUAG
This is a messenger RNA of Closterium sp. Naga37s-1, 894 nucleotides long. The record is from the annotation of a GenBank genome assembly. Lineage: Eukaryota; Viridiplantae; Streptophyta; Zygnematophyceae; Desmidiales; Closteriaceae.